AUGUAUUCAGCAGAAGUGCUUGAUCGUGAGUUUUCAGCAUGAUUGGCAAUGCUUUAAAAAAUUUUUUUUCAGUUAUCACAGCGCUCGAACAGAAAGAAUGCGAUGAUUGCGGCAAAAAAGAGGUCGAGUGGGCUUCUGUCAAAAAAGGAACCGUCAUCUGUUCGGAAUGUUUCUGCUUUCACAGUUAUUUAGGUAUGUUAUCCGGUUUUCCAUUUUAAUAUUACACAUUCUAUCCGUUCAAAACUGUCUUCGGUAUACACGUGACUUGCGCGGCAAUCAAUAAACAUACACUACUCUCAGGGCCGUCGGUGAGCUAUCUGCGACAUCUGCGCAAGAGUGCUUGGGAUGAGGAGCACAUUCGUCUUGUUCACGCUCUCAACUCGUUAGUUCCGCAUCAAAAGCAUUAGCUCACAAUCACAAUGAUGGUUUAGGUCUAACACGAACAUGAUCUGGGAAAGUUCGCUUUACGAGGGAUCAACCAAGUUCCGGAAGCCAGAGUCACAGUACGCAACUAUCUCGACGAUUAAGGACACAACAUUGAAAUUUACAGAGAUCCGUCGCAUAUCAAGGAGCAGUUUGUCAAGGAGAAGUACGAAAAGAUGACAUUCCAGCCGAAAAGAGGGAAAGACGAAGAUCUUGAGAACAGUCUGAACAGACAGCUGAUUGCUUGUGCCCGCAGUGAUUUCGCCCAUGUUACCUUGAGGUGAGUAUACCAAUGUUUUGCUGUAGACAUAGAAAAUCCGUUCCAGAUUGAUCGCACUCGGUGCUGAUGUCAACUACAUGGACCCAGAAUCUGGAGACACUGCUCUUCACGUGGCAGCCAGGGAGGGAAACUGCAACCAGGUCGAGCUGCUCUUCCUUUACGGCGCUGACCUCAUGGCCCAGAACAAAGACGGACUCCUUCCGUACAUAGCCGCCAGAGAUGCAGGAAACGUAAGGAGAAAAUCCAAAUAUUUGCAGAACAAUUACUUCCUUUGCAGCUUCAACUGUAUCAGCGCAUUUAUGACUUUUUCUUCUAUGUCUUUGACCGCUUCUCGUUCUUCAUGUGCAACAGAAAGGCUGAUCAUAAGGUGCUAGCAAUAAAAACACGGCGACCAAACUAGACUAGUUACAGAACAACCAAGAUUUCUUCAUUCCUGAGGUCACCGAGAAGCAGGUUCUGCAGAAAACGAAAGAUUCGAGAGGAGCACUUUCGGUUCUAUCGAAAGAAAGAUUCUUUGACAUGUGCGAAGACGCUUUCGAUGAGACAGUUCGUCGUGAAAAUGAAGUUAACUGGAAUAUGACGAAAUGGGCGAAGACCGCCAAAGGGCCGACAAACUUGUUCUUGCCGGUUUGAACUUGAACCGAGAUUACAGAUGAAAACUCAAUUUUUAGCCAACGACGCUGAUGUCGGCCGCCCGCAACCAGAGAAGACAAAAACUUGCCAAGUUUACCCCGUUUCAGUUCACAGUGUUGCUGAUCGAUCUGAUGAAAGAGCAGAAACGCCGUAUCACUGGCGAGAGCGCUGUUCCGGCUUUGGAGCAACCGAAAUCAGUGCGACGGUCGAACGACACCCCACUAAAAGUCAUGAAGUAUGUAAUGCAGAACACAAUGAGAAAGAUAUGCUCAAUAUUACCGUUUCAGAAAGAGCGACUAUGGUGACUACGAUGAGGUGGCCGGAAUCUCGUGCUCGCCAAUCUCUGGAAUCAUCCAGAACUCUCAAGCCAACACGCUGGAUGAAUCGAGCAGCAGAGUUUGGGACGAGCUUCUCGAAGUGAAAGAGAGACUGUCAACCACCGAAACUCUCGUCUUGACACUGACAAAACAGAACGAGGAACUGACAAAGUAAGUGAAAUUCUGUAAGUUCGUGAACAACUAAAUCUUAUAUCCUUUCUUAGACUGGUUCACAGUUUGCAAGCUCAAAAUAUUAACUUGAAUUCGGAGCUCAUCUCGUUCCGUGACGAUUUGUACAACGUGAAAAGAGCGAACAUGACCAGAAGGAUGCCGUCUCCGUUGGCUAUUGUCGAAACACCAGACAGAACCCUGCCGCCGCCAGCAAGCGUUCCCCAGAGUUUUCCCAGAAGGUUAGACAAAAGUUUUCAAUUUUUUUCAAUUUUUUCCGCAAAAACCUUUUUAACGUUUCUUCACCUCACAAACUUGUGCCCCUAUUAAAAUGAACAUUACAGAGAUAGCGAAGACCGAAUUGAUAGCGGAGGUGCCCGAUGGAGGUCCAACUCGAGCGACAGAAGAAAUUCGAACGACCAAAAUCUGGAGAAGAAAGUAGAAAGAAGGCAAGACUCGAUGAUCGAAAGCUCUUCUUCGCUCUCUCGUUGCUCGCAAAACCCAUUGUACAACCGAGAAGGUUAGGAUUAGCAGGCAAAUGAAAGCAAUUCUCUUUGUUUUUUGUUUCUCAGGAGUGAAAAGCAACGUUUUGCAACAAAGCGAGAGGAUCUCACGACAAAUCAGACGGCUCCUUCAACACGGCCUCAACGGAAACUUGGACUUGAACGCCAGUUUCGACGCACACGAAGUACGUCAUUGACUAGAAAACACGUAAAAAGAAGGGUUUGACGUUUGCAGAUCGCGUGCUCCAUCGACAAUCUUAUCAUCAUUCUGCUGCCGUUUGUGAGACAGGAGAAAAUCGAUCAGUUGACGGAUGCUGUUGUGGUGAGAAGAAAAAUGAAAGAGUACAUAAGGCUGACGCGAUAUUUUCAGCUGCUCAAUGCCAAAUGCAACUCGCCGUUGCUCAUUCCAGAUGAUAUCCGAGAUGCCGCGCAGACGAUCGCUGAAAAGCUUCAUCAAAUUAUUGUGGAAUUCCGUUAG
Molecule: messenger RNA, 2802 nt
Organism: Caenorhabditis sp. 36 PRJEB53466
Lineage: Eukaryota; Metazoa; Nematoda; Chromadorea; Rhabditida; Rhabditidae
Source: the annotation of a GenBank genome assembly